Molecule: messenger RNA, 1137 nt
Organism: Rhodotorula graminis WP1
Lineage: Eukaryota; Fungi; Basidiomycota; Microbotryomycetes; Sporidiobolales; Sporidiobolaceae
Exons: 5
Coding region: 284-1099 (271 amino acids)
Cellular component (GO): nucleus; cytoplasm
Source: RefSeq, a predicted model, not a curated record
CGAGAGUGAGAGCAGCCGCAGAACUCUCUCUGCAAGCUGGGCUCGGCGACGCAGGCAGAGUGUCCGCGGAGCCGGCCGACGGACGCCGGCUCGUCCGGCUCGCGCGGCCAGCUCGACGACGCUCCUCCUCUCAGCUCUCCCUCAUCACCCUCGCUCUUGCGCACCGGCUGCUGCACACGAGCACGACUUGCUAGCUAGCUCGUCACGCCCACCGCGCCACUCGACCACCUCCCGCACGGCCCUGUCCUCGUCCUCGAGCUCGCCCUCGUCCGACAAGACGACGAUGAAGCCUCGCAUCCUCUGCCUUCCAGGCUUCACCCAGAAUGCCGUCAUCUUCAGCGGUCGCAUCGGUGCGCUCCGACGAGCGCUCAAGGACACGGCAGAGCUCGUCUUUAUCGACCCGCCGCACGUCGUCGAGAUGCCGACCGGCGACGCGUCCGACUUCAAGGACAAGUUCGACUCGGACGCGACCGCGGCGCCGACGUCGGACGCCGACACGCCGCGAGCGUGGUGGUUCGCCGAGUCGCGCGAGGACGGCCAGUACCGCAAGUUUAUCAAGUACGAGGAGACGCUCGUGUACCUGCGGCACGUCCUCGAGACGCAGGGGCCGUUCAGCGCCGUUUGGGGCUUCUCGCAAGGCGCGGCGUGCGGCGCCAUCCUGACGGCGCUCGUCGAGCAGCCGUCGCUCGACCCGAUCUUUGCGGCGCCGAGCCAGAACCCGGACGUCGAGUGGCCGCCCAAGCCGUUCUCGUUCGCGGUCCUCAGCGCCGGCUUCUACCCGCUCGAUCCUCGAGCCAACGCGUGCUUCAAGGCGGGCGUCAAGCCAAAGACGCCGACGCUCCACGUGCUCGGCAGGGGCGACACGAUUGUCGGCGCAGAACGAUCCAUCCCGCUCACCGAGGCGUUUGAGGGCGCUCGCGUCGAGUGGCACGACGGCGGCCACCACACGCCGAGCAAGGCGAGCUGGCGCAGGUUCUUCCAGGCGUACAUCGAGGCGUUCAGCGAGGGAGGAGGAGGAGCAGAGGCGGCCGCAGCGUUGGCGUCGCCGUCGGCAGGGGGCGCAGACACGCCGGUCGAGGCGGCGGCGGGCAAGCUGUAGCUGUGCGAGUGCGUAACGCGAGUCCCUGUUGCAGUGCC